GCAGCGUCUGUGUCAACAACAUCAGGUGGAGCUGACGGGGGUGGUAAAAAUACCAAUAAAUUUCAAGAGCAAGAAGGCCACCAGAACAUCAAGACGCAUCAAAAUUCUACUAAACUCGUCGACGACGCCUACUCUCUCCACAGCAACUACCCCCAGACGAAGUCGAUUCCCGCGGCCGUUCAAGAGUACAAAAGGAGGAAGCGGUUGAUCCGGAAGUUUGAUUCGUGGAAGAAGCAAGUCGAGCACUAUUUGUACGCAAAUGCGCCGAAGUAUGAAUUGCAAAAGUAUCGUACUAGUAUAAACGUGCAAUGCAACUUGGCUCAGCGUUACAGAUUAGAUUUGCGAUGCGGAAUAUCUAAUGCAUUAGUGCAGUUAAGUAGUACGAGCGCGAUACUUUUGCACUGCAUACGAAGAAGAAACCGUCAAUCCUCGCCGCGUCGAAUCCGGCUUUGAGGGAAGAGGAAAGUCGGUAUUCGUUGCCGAUUUCUGUGCCGAAGGUGUAUGAUGAGGAUGAAGCGAUUUUUCAUUUUACUGCGGAAGAUGAUGAAGCUUUCGAUCACCAGGAACAGCACAAGCAAGACUCGUCCGCCGCAGGAGGUGUACGAUCUUCUGGAACAAUAGUUCCUCCGACCCACCCUCCCCUAACCGAGAACCGUCUCCGGUCAGCGACGACGGGCACGGAAGGCACGAUUGGCAGCACGACCGUGCUGAGGAGCGAUGAGGAGGAGGAAGAAUUUGAGAAGGGCAAACCACAAACGAUAUACAGAAUCGGCUACAGUACGAAAUCUUCGAAGAUUACAAGACAGACUGCGAAGAUUCCGGUUCGGUGGAUGCGAACGUGGCACAAUAUCCAGGUGAGUUCUACUGCUGCAAAGGGAGGAGGUCAUCCUCAAGGGACAACUACAACAACUUCUAGGGAUCAACAUCGUGCAGCUGGGGGUGUUGGAGACCCAAAUCUUCAGGGGCAAACUUCCCCCACGGCGUCUUUACAUUCGAGCACUGGUGGCGCCGCCUCCGGUCGAUAUGUUCCCGGUGGUGCGGCGACUGGAACUACGCAUCAGCGUGGUGCUUUUGCUGCGGCAAGCGCGGCGAACAACGGUGUUCCAGCAUCAACCCGACCAGUCCCACGAAAACAGUAUUAAAUGCAAAAGUGUCUGGGUCUGGAAGAGUGCAGAUUUUUGUCAUGCUGUUUUUGCAUGACACAAAAUGUCUGUCAUGGAAGCCCUAGCAUCACAGAUUUCGAGAAGCUUCCGCACUGCUUAAUCCGUAUGACAAAUCCCCCAUUUUGGUGACAGGAAGCGGGCGCCUUUUGCUGCCUAUGCAUGAGAGAUUUAUCUGUGGUGUGAAAUGCGCAUCACAAGUUCGCAUGCUUCCAGACCCACACAUAUUUGCAAUGCAUAAACAGCCAGCGUCUACUACAAACGAGUGGAUCCAACUGCAGCUCGACUCCCACUACCACCCGGACAAUCCAUUUCACUUGUCCCUAGAAUGGAUCCUCUGCAGCAACAUCUGCGCAGCGAAAUUCACGCUGUUUUUGGUCAACUCCGCCUCAGAUAUGAGAGUGUCAGGAUCGAAAUCGUCAAAGUUGAAAUACUAGUUUGUCAUGCAUAUAGAUGGAUGCCAGUUGGAACCCAGUUUCCAAAUGGCGUAUGACAAAUUUUGGCGGUCCCUAAAUCCAGUUUGUCAUGCUGCUUAGGCAAAGAAGACUGAUUUUCUCAUGCUACUUUAGCAGCUCGAGCUCUAGCCCCAAGCAGGCUUACAAUCGGCCUCACUUGCCUGCUCUGCAAUGCACGCGCCUCGCGUCAUGCAUUUUAUGCAUUACAAAUUAUGUAGACUUUGACGAUUUCGAUCCUGACACAUCCAUAUCAGAAAACGGCUUCCUCCUCCAAACCGUCCCGCACUCCCAAGUUUUCCCGCAGCUAUGGCGUUCUCAACUGUCACACUCUCAGCUGCUACAUGAAGAUGAAUUUGCAAUGCAAGAUGGCGACAGUGAAAGGGGAAAGAUCGCGCAUUUUGCAUUACAGAUUUGCCACAGAUUUAGAUGCUGCUUAGCCCUUCGGAUAUUUGUCAUGCGAAGCAGCUUAAUUGUUGCGAUCUUGGUGGUAAAUUUGCAUGGCAAACCAUGUAACAGUUGAGAACGCCAUAGCAGCCGAGCCAGCGGUGUGCGGAGAAGUUUUUCAAGCAGCUGAACAAGCUGAAAUACGGAACGGAGGAACAUUUAGAACUGAUAAAACUGAAACAGCAAAGGGACGAGCACGAACAGGAGUUAGCGAAUAUGGAAGUGAUGCAAUUCCUCUUCACCUCGAAAUCCUCGUUCUAUUUGUUGCGGAACUACAUGCAGAAGCAGGUGGAAGAUUUGGUUUACAAAAGACCGCCCUUUUUCCACAGGUUGGGGAUGCGGAUUCCGGUAUGGCGUUCUCAAAUGUUAAAUAAUUCUCAACUGUUACAUGGAUUUGUGAUGCUAAAACAGCAAAAGCGAAAGCGGGAAUAUUGCGCGUUUUGCAUUGCAAAUCUAGAACGUAGUACCGUGCUGUUUAGCCAUUGGAGAAUUUGUCAUUCGAGAACACCUUGAUGGUGCGGCUGCUUAUGGCAGUUUUGCAUGACAAAUCAUGUAAUAGCUGAGAGUGUAAACGUUUGAGAACCCCAUAUCCGGAGAGGAUCGGGUACGCAGCGCUAGUGGAAAUGUUGUUGUCGCCACCACUGAAUCUACUGUUGAUUUACAACUAUGGGGCGACAAGUAGUUCUUCUAAGAGCGGGAGCGGAAAAUCUGCAAAGGCAGCCUUGUUGCCAUCUGCUACUUCUUCGAAGACGGGUGGCGACCUGCUAUCGCAAAGUAGGUCUCGAAGCGGUCUCCCGACGACCAGCAUUACUGGUGUCGCUGGUGUGCUGCGAGGGACAUCCUCGGUGGUACAACCUGUAUCAUACGGAGAGCGAGUAGAUCUCAACAUCAACGACCAGCAGGACGACCUUGUGACAGCAAGAGAAACUUUGGAAGUAAUCGACACGGAUACAAACCAAUAUGGCGGUGUUGAUAUGAUCGGCGCGAGGGGACGGGAGACGGUUGUCGCGCAGGCUGGUGUAGCUGGAUCUGCUGGAGCCCCUGAUGUUCCUCUUGUAGCUUCCGGGGGAGAAACAGAAACUGCUGGCCGAUCAACUACAUCUCCUGCACGAGAACAAGAUAACCUCUUUGACUUCGACAACGCCGUGCCCAUGCUCGGUGGAUUGGACCUGCGACAGCUUACCACCCCAGCACCAAGAGGGACGCAAGCCACACCAGUGUUUGAGGCCAUUCGGCAAAACCAGCAUUUGACAGACGGAGGGAUAAUUGUUCAGGGUGUGGAUUUGAUAAACACGACUUCUACGCCUCCCGCACAAGAACCUGGAUUGGUAGAUUCUGGAGGACCUUCUGCGGCUCCAGUUGCUGGUCCUCCUGCUAGCGUCGGGAGAGGGGUCGAGGACGAUCCAAUCAUCUCGCGUCCGGACGACGAGUCAGUGUCAGCACAAAAUAAUGCCUUACAACUCCCAGCCCAACUUCUCGAGCAAGAUUUGCAGGACCAGUACUCCACCGGUAAUGUCAGUGCUUCUGGAUCGAACUCCAAGGAAGUCGUUACCCCGAAUGACAGCACGGUGAUGUCACUGAAUCUAGACACGUAUCCAUUGCAAAUAUGUUUGGGUCUGGAAAUUUGUGAUGGUAAAAUGUUCAUGACGAAAACGGUCCCUCAUGGAGGAGAGCAUGACAAGUUUGCAGAACGCUUCCUCAUACGCACUCCGCAUGAGAAACUGCGUUUUUGUGUGACGAGAGAGGCUGCGACUGUUGUUGGUCAUGCAAUACAGAUCUCACAGGAAUGUAAGACCAGCAUUACAAGCUCUAACUUUGCUGAUCCAGACAUUUUUGCAAUUCAUAACACGCGGACGAACGCAAACAUCCAGCAGCUCGACCACGAUGGAUUGUUUCCCCCGCUACUUAAUACGAUUGGCGGCAACACCUCUUCAGCGAACAGCAGCACCAUUGGUGCGACCACAGCGGGGUUGUUACAGAAUCUUCAGACAAACAGCGAAGAACAGCUUUUGGACCAAAAGUUGUACCACUCAGCUAUACCGCAGCAAACGCCGGAUUUGCUUGUGCCCUUCCGCUCUGCCACGAGCAAUUCCAAGCAGCAAAUCACUUCCGGCAUCUAUAAUUCUCGAGGACGCACCCGGGAACAUCAGCACAGCGCAACUGCAGCUAGAGGCUCCUUCUAUGAUGACCGGUCCAAAACCGGGGACUUAUCCCCGAAUAAUUCUCCC
Molecule: messenger RNA, 4287 nt
Organism: Amoebophrya sp. A120
Lineage: Eukaryota; Dinophyceae; Syndiniales; Amoebophryaceae
Source: the annotation of a GenBank genome assembly